Molecule: messenger RNA, 1445 nt
Organism: Eruca vesicaria subsp. sativa (arugula)
Lineage: Eukaryota; Viridiplantae; Streptophyta; Magnoliopsida; Brassicales; Brassicaceae
Source: the annotation of a GenBank genome assembly
GGAAAGGACUCUUAAACACUUGUUAACAUUUCUCCUCUCAUCUAAAACAAUUCGUUACAUAAAAUGAUUAACCCUCAUAAUCAUUGAGAUUAUUUAUUCUUCCUUAUGCCUUGGUGUCCUUCUUUCAUAAUCUAAUUAAUAUCAUUCAAACCUCAUCUUCUAAUCACCACACAGUCUAGUAUACUAUACUACUACUAGCUAAAGCUACAAACUCUGAUGUUGACUUUGUAUAAUCAAGAGAGCUCAUCAACAGAGAUCACCACCACAAGUACUGAUGAUUCUUCCAAUCACCGGGACGAGACUCCGCCGUCGUCAGAGACAGUCGUGAGAGAUAUUCACGCCAUGACGACGACGGAGAUGCCUCGUCCACAGCAAAGAGGAGGACACUUGUCUCCCACGAGGUCCGUGAAUUUUAGCGAUGGAGCUUCUUCUGCUGGAGAGAACUUCACCACAGUGAGUAGAGAGUUCAACGCUUUAGUCAUCGCUGGCUCUUCUAUGGACACUAACAACAACAACAACAACAACAACCAAUCCAUAAGUCAUCGUGACGUCAUCAACGAGCUGACUAGGAUCAGUGAAGAUGAAGACGCUCGUGGUGGUGGUGAUCAUCAGCAUCAUCAGGUGCCUGAGGAGGAUACAAACCCGUGGGCUAUAGUACCGGACGGUUAUGAUAACCGGGCCGGUUCGGAGAAUAUUGUGACGACAGCUUCAUCAAGUGGUCAGAAUCGGAUGGUGGCGGCUGCUUCGGUGCAAAGGGUGAAGAGGGAUGAGGUGGAAGCAAAGAUAACGGCGUGGCAGACGGCUAAGUUGGCUAAGAUUAAUAAUAGGUUUAAGAGACAAGAGGCGUUUAUUAACGGUUGGUUAAAUGAGCAGGUCAAUACAGCUAACUCUUGGAUGAAGAAAAUCGAGAGGAAGUUGGAGGAAAGGAGAGCAAAGGCGAUGGAGAAGACGCAGAACAAAGUGGCGAAAGCUCAGAGGAAGGCGGAGGAGAGGAGGGCUACGGCGGAAGCAAAGAGAGGUACGGAGGUUGCUAGGGUUCUUGAAGUCUCUAAUCUCAUGAGAGCCGUGGGAAGACCUCCUGCAAAACGUUCAUUUUUCUCUAUCUCCUAGCUAAGCGACGUUUCAUUCCAACUCCAAAGAUUUCAUGUGUAUAAUAUUAAUAAUAUAUAUAUGCUACAAAUGAAUCAAAUUCUACUGGGAAUCAAUGUGUAUAAAUAGAAUGUAAUAGCGAUUGUAUGUUUUCCACAAAAGGUUAUUGUCUUACAUGUACAAGUUGGGGGAUUUUUUAUCAAACUCUGAGAUGCCUGGAUUUUAAUUUACAUGCGUAAAUUGUAACCAGAUUAGGAUGCUUAUUCUUUUAUACUUGCAUACCUAUCAUGUUAUUUUUCUUAUGAAAGUUGAAAUGUAAUAGUCCAAUACUUCAGUCAACUGUAGAUCAAUAAAAG